CAGUUUUGAUCAUCUGAUGUCAUCGAGAUUAUAAUCACCAUAAGGAAGAACAGAAUGCGCGAUGGAUAUUUUGAAGUUAAGAGAUCUUUUGAUGGAACUAGUAGAAGAACUGAAGAUUACCAGAGCUGAAGUGACAGAGAACGAAGAUCGUAUUCAGCAACUUGUGAACGAAUGCCAUGACAAAGAGAGAAAAUUGGAAGAGGAAGCUCUCAUGGCUCUGUCUCUAAGAGACAAACAUAUAGAGACUGAGGACAUUUUGAGCAAAACAUCGGAUGAUAAGAUGAAACACCUUGAAUCUGAAAAGUCUAAACUUCAGUUGGCUGUAGAGGGCUGGGAAAAGGAAAUAAAAACAAUGAAAGAAGUGGUCAGAGCUUUAGAGCUGUCCAAGUACAACCAAGAUAAAACGGUUCGAGAGCUGCAACACAGACUCCAAACCCAGGAAAGGAAUAAGACGGCACAUGCUGAACAGGUGCUAGAUAUCGAUAAUAAAUGCAAGGGUCUUCAAAAAGACAUGACAUUUUAUAGGGAUGCACUGGGCAUCCUUAAAAGGGAAGUCAGUGAAGCUGGUGUAUUGAAUAUGAAGUUAACAGCAACCAACAUUCAUCAGAGUUGCGAGAUAUCCUCAUUGAAAGAAGAUCUUAAUAAGAAACAACAAGACAUCAUAAAGCUACGUGCCCAUGUCACUGGCAUGCCAGACAAAGAGAGCAACAAGAGGGAGAUGAUCGAAUUACAGAUAGAAGAACUAACCAAAGAAUUGAAACAGGUUGCACUUAUAAACCAAGAUUUGAAGACUCAGUAUGAGGAGGGUAGACGAGCUAAUCAGGUUACACAAGCACAGUUACAAGAAUGCCAAGACCUGUUGCAACGGUUUAUGACAUCUACCGACGAGCUCAAAAAGAGAACUACCCAGCAAGAAACCCAAAUAGCCACGCUAAUGAAAGAAAAUACCGAUGUGUCAGAGCGACAUUCAAGAGCAAAAUCAGAAAUCGCCGAGCUACGCCAAGUUAUGAAUGAACGGGACUCCAAGAAAAAAACCGAGGUCCUUAGACUGGAAGAGGAAAAUGAAAAGAUGAAGAACGACCUCAGUAAAGUUAGGAAAACUGUGCUUAAUCUUGAAAAUAUCAACGCCAGUUGGGCAUCUAAAAAUCAUGCCAUUACAAAGGAAAUGGAAGAUUUGAAGAUGAAGCUAGAAUCCUCGUCUGCCGAAUUAGACAAGAUGAAGCUCCCGAUUCACAAGAGUGACAUCGAAAGUCAGACUAAUUCAAACACCAAUUUGGACAAUUUCGAUGCAAGUUCUAUCAUGACAGGUGCCACGGAUCCCAAGACUGCAGAAACAUUUCAAGAGUCGGAGAUUACUGUAGAAUCGCAAACGAUUGAACAAAAAAUAAAGGAAGAUGCCCAAGUGAUAGGAGAGCAGAAAAUGCAACAAGAAGAGGUGAGGAAUAACCAAAAAGAGGAUAUCACUGCCAGUGUGCCAGAACCCACGAAUGAUAGCCUUAAUGGAGACAAUACACAAUGCACAAAUGAUAAUGCGGAUGUGCGAGAGACUAAUAACCACUCAUCAGAUAACUUCAAGGAUGACAGACGUAUUGGAGAUGUGUCAGUGAUGCUGAUGGAGAACCCAACAGGCAAAUAUGAUAGAUCUAGCGUACAUGGGAUGUCAGCAGAAGAAGGCAUUAAUCAGCAUCAAUUUCAGAGAAAGGUUACUCCAGGUACUCUGGAUAAGACAGGAUACUUGACUGAAGAGCUGCACUCGAAUGCUGAGGAUUCUCAACUGAAAACAAUCGAACCAGGACAGGAUGGCAAUGAAAUCAAGAUAAUGAGGAAAACAAUAUCAAAUACGGUCUCCCUCGAUGCAUCCAGAGAGACUUUGAAAGGUCCUGCCAAAAUAAGUUAUAUUGAAGAUUCUCAGGCACGUACGGAUGAUAAACUACUUGAAGCUGAGACAGGCAACGAUGCAGAAAAUAUCCUGCCCGUGGACAAUGAACAAGUUUCGCCGGUGCAGGAAGACAAGACAUCACGCAUGAUAGAUAUUGAUACUGUUCAUAAAACACGAGAAGGUACUGCUAACCAAGCACAAUUGCUUACUGAUACAUCUGCAGUAUUGGGAAAUCUGGAUGAGGUUGAGGUUUGCAAUGAAGAUAUUCUUAUACCCAGCACCUACGAAGAAGAAAAACUUGCGUGCUGCAGAGGGCAAGAAAAUCAAGAAAUGCACCAAGCAGAUUUGAGUGGAUGUGAGAAAGAUGCUGUUGAUUCAAGCGAAAGUAUGCUGUCAGUGGAUGUACAGACUGAACGAGGAAAAAUUAAUUCACCUCUUUGCGAGACUGGUCAGAAGAGCCUUGUGAGUUACCAAAAAGGAGCAAAACCAAUUGAACAGAUAGCAAAUAAAAGCACGUCGUCUUUGACCUCAGUACUGACGGAAGCAGAUGAAGUGCCUGAAACCAAAGAGGCAGAGCAUACAAAUAAGAUAGUUGCAGUGGAAAAUUAUUCUCUUUCUGAAACUACUGUGCUCCAAGGUGCUCAGCGUACCAGCAGUUCAUAUUCAGGUAAUAAUUCCAGAGAUGUACAUGAAAAACCUGAGCCAGCUACAAGUCUCUGUGGAUCAGGUAACUACAGCAGCUUGUGGAAGAAAGGAAAAUUCUCUCCUGUCACGACAGAUCCUACCUGCCUUCAAACAUCCAAACAGAAGAUGGCAACUUCAUUGCAUCAGUUGUCAAGUCCUCCAUUUGUUAUUAAGUCUUCAUUAUCUCCCUCGGAUAUGGCUUCUUGUCCUCUCAAUUCAGACUCGGAAGCAGUGUCCACUCCAAGCAACACCGAUGACCGUCAAAGUUACUCUCUGGCUAAGACAAGGUUGACUUGGUCAUCUCCAGCCAUAAUGAGGACCAACAUGAUUGGAAGAGCAACAUCAUACUCAUCAAGGAAGGAUCUUGAUCCGUUGAGAAUGCAACCAACUAAAAAUAUCAACAUCGCAACAGAAACGCCGCAUGUACCGUAUUCACACUGCCAUUCGUCAGCCCAGCAGCUCCAUCAAUCGCUUUGUCAUAUUGUGUGUGCAACAUCUUUGACGUCCACAGUCACAUCGAUUGAUCAAAAGUGUACAGUACCAAAAUCUUUUGGGAUUUCUCAAGAGUGUACCCAGGAGGCAUCCAAUAAUAGAUCCCUUGAAAUUCAGGAAGCUGUGCCAAGGCCCGGGAGACCCAUCUUUGACAAACAAUCUAACGGAGAAGACCAAGAGAAAACUUUAUCCAAGCAGGAUCCCAAACCAACUACGAAGGUUUCAAAGUACCCUACCUUAUCGUUCAGUUUUCCAAACCGACCGCCUAUCGUCAUAGACCAAGUUCAUGGAGGUGCCGGAGAUGCGGGUGGAGACGUCAGUCUAUUCUCAGAUGAAGAAGGCGAGGAAGACAUGGCAGAUGAUGUGGCUAGCCAGAUCAAUCGUAUCCAAAAUUUUCUGAAGAAGGACCGGUUGAAAAGGGCAAAAUUGGAAUGACCACUUUGCUGUUCCACCUUAUCCAAGAAGACAUACCUUAAUAAAGUAAGGAAAUAAUCACUAAAGUUCCCGUAUAUUUAUUCCUUUUUUUCGAAGAAAGUCUUUAUUCAGUAUUUCAUCAUAUUAUAAAUGAUAUAAUUAAAUGCAAAAUACAUGUAGUACAUUACGUACAAUAUUAACUUUAUAGAUGACAAAUUUAAAUAAGCUCGAUGUGCCUUGAUCCAUCAAACGUACAUUAAACUUAUUUUGUUGCAUAUUCAUAUUGUGUUCUGACUCAUGCUGAUAUUUAAUUUUUAUUACGAUGAAAAAAAGGACAACAUCUAGUUGAAAAAUAUAAUAUUUAGUAUAAAUAUCAAAAAUUAAACGAAGAUUAAUUUCCACCUGGUAUGCCAAAUACAUACUCAAUAAAAAUAACUUCAUUGCACUUUCAAGAGUGUAUUUUUAAAAUCACCCCCCAAAAUCUGAGUUUUUUAAAUAUUUUUUUUCUGUACAUGUUUAAUGUUGUACGUAAUGUAUUGCAUCUAUUUUACAUUUGAUUAUACAUGUAUAAUUUGUGGAGAAAUAUUGAAUACUUUCAAUAUAAAAAUCGACGCGUAGAGGGGCAUUCCC
This is a messenger RNA of Lytechinus pictus (painted urchin), 4099 nucleotides long. Its product is annotated as putative leucine-rich repeat-containing protein DDB_G0290503. Bases 62 to 3490 code for a protein of 1142 amino acids. The record is from RefSeq and is a predicted model, not a curated record. NCBI's taxonomy places the organism in Eukaryota, Metazoa, Echinodermata, Echinoidea, Temnopleuroida, Toxopneustidae. The transcript is spliced from 11 exons.